Molecule: messenger RNA, 4861 nt
Organism: Quercus lobata
Lineage: Eukaryota; Viridiplantae; Streptophyta; Magnoliopsida; Fagales; Fagaceae
Product: UPF0481 protein At3g47200-like
Exons: 1
Coding region: 3341-4591 (416 amino acids)
Source: RefSeq, a predicted model, not a curated record
AUCAUAUUUCCUCCUUAUUUAAGUUGCAUGUCUAUCUACCUAUUUAUCUAAUUUCUCGUUAUUUAUCUUGCCGAAAAUCAUCUCUUUUUUAUACUAAAAAAUCUUCAUAAGCUGUUUCCAUAUAACAAUUAUCUGCUGAAUUUUCUGUCAUUUUUUUUAUAAUUAUUUUUAAAAUAUGAAUCUAAUUUAAUUGGUUUUAAAAGGGUAAAGAGCCAAAUUGGUAUUUUUGUAUAUAAGUAUGGAUUGGUGUUUGUAAAUAGCACCUUCCAACAUGUCUCUUUCUUCUUCUGUUUUUCUUUUAUAUUUACCCCACCAUUAGAUCCAUUGUUUCCCUUCUCUAUAUUACUGGUAUUUUCUACCGUGAUCCACGGUGGGUAUUUCAGGGGCAGAAAAAUUCUUUCAGGUUUGAGGAAAAAAAUUUAAACCCUAAAUCUCAUUCCGGCCGAAUCUUUAAUUUCAGUCGGUACUAAUUGAAACGGUCCAAAGUGGGCUGAAAUUUCAUUGAAGGUGGAAUAGGGUGGCUUACCUUUCCGGUUCAUAUAUUGGUACGAGAUUUUUCCAGCCGUUUUGGCCAGAACAGAACACUAUCCACAACAUUGGACAAAAGUAAAUUGAGAUUUCAAAGCAUUCAACAUGUGGACGGGGAUAAAAAGAGAGAUAAAAUGUAAAAAGUGGAGACUAUCCACAGGUAGGAUAUCUCUAUAUAUAAAAAGAGCCAAUGAGUCAGUUAGUGCUACAGUACUUGCACUACACACUUUGGUUAGGUCUGUCCACGGGUCGAUUCGGAUCAAUUUUGGGUUUGAUCCUAACUCAAUCUAAUUAGGUCGGGUGACUGAGUUUUGGACUUGUAUUCAACCAAAUAUUCAGGUCGGACCCAAUGUUUUGGGUCAUCAGUUGGGUAGGUCGGAGUUGUUGGUUAGUUGGUUAGGGUUUCAAAUAAUAAAUCCUUGGUUUUAUUUUAUUUUAACAACUGAUUUCCAUAACAAAUAAAAUCAAUGAGACAUACAAAAAGAGAGAUGAGAAACUGAUAUUAUUUACCCAAAGAAAAUUUAGAGUGAGAACUGAGUUGGUGACGAGACAAUAGUAGAUUGAGGAGGAGAUAAUGGUGACAACUAGGCUUUGGAAGGAGAACUGAGUGGGGAGGAAAAACAAGAACAACACAAGUUGAUUUCUUCAACCUUCAACCCAUAUUAAUCGUAGGUAGAGAGGGGUGGCUGCUAAGGUUUGUAGUGAGUAGUGAGCUGCUAUGGUUUGGAGUAGAGAAAGGUGAAGAGAGAACUAAGGAUCUGAGAGUUUGAGUCUUUGAGAAAGUGAGAUUGAACUAAAGAGUAAGCUGAAGAGGUUAGAGAGAGAGAGAGAGAGAGUUCUUGUGACCGUGGAAUUAGAUUGUGGCUGUGGGAUUUAGAAUUGUGAUAUCAUAUCAGAUCAAAACAGUGAUUUGUAAACUAUAAUUGUGACCAUGGGAUUCUAGUUCUUGAUUUUAAUUUUAAGUUUUAAAGGUUGAUUUGAAAUUUGGGUAAUUGUGCCAUUCUGAUAUGAGAUUGUGACUAGAGCUGUCAUGUUAAAGAAAAAGUAGUCUAAAACACUGAAGCAUAAUUUGUGACCAUGGAUCUUGAAUAUUGCUUUUGAUUUAAAUGGUUGAUUUGGGAAGUGGGAACUUGUGUCAAAAAAUUCUAACUACUUUCCAGUUACCGAAAAGUUAGGGCAAGACAUGGUUGGGUAAGGCUGUCCAUAGGUCGAUUCGGAUCGGUUUUGGGUCUAAUCUAAACUCGACUCAAUUAGGUUGGGUGACUGAGUUUUGGACCCGUCUUUGACUGAAUAUUCGGGUUGGACCCGAUAUUUCUAGUCAUCUGUUGGGCAGGUCAGAGUUGUCAGUUAGGGUUUCAAAUAAUAAAUAUUUGGGUUUAUUUUAUUUUAGCAGCUAAUUUCCAUAACAAAAAAAAAAAAAAAAAAAAAAAAAAUCAAUGAGACAUACAAAAAGAGAGAUGAGAAACCGAUAUUAUUUACCCAAAGAAAAUUUGGAGUGAGAACUGAGUUGGCGAGGAGGAGAUAACAGUAGAUUGAGGAGGAGAUAAUGGUGACAACUAGGCUUUGGAGGGAGAACUGACUGGGGAGGAAAAACAAGAACAACCCAAGUUGAUUUCUUCAACCUUCAACCCAUAUUGAUCGUAGGUAGAGAGGGGCGAUGGCUAAGGUUUGUAGUGAGUAGUGAGUUGCUAUGGUUUGGAGUAGAGAGAGGCGAAGAGAGAACUAAGGAUCUGAGAGUUUGAGUCUUUGAGAAAGUGAGAUUGAACUAAAGAGUAAGCUGAAGAGGUUAAAGAAAGAGAGAGAAUUCUUGUGACCAUGGAAUUAGAUUGUGGCUGUGGGACUUGGAAUUGUGAUAUCAUAUUAGAUCAAAACAAUAAUUUGUAAACUAUAAUUGUGACCAUGGGAUUUUAGUUCUUGAUUUUAAUUUUAAGUUUUAAAGGUUGAUUUGAAAUUUGGGUAAUUGUGCCAUUCUGAUAUGAGAUUGUGACUAGAGCUGUCAUGUUAAAGAAAAAGCAGUCUAAAACACUAAAGCAUAAUUUGUGACCGUGGAUCUUGAAUAUUGGUUUUGAUUUAAACGGUUGAUUUGGGAAGUGGAAACUUGUGUCAAAAAAUUCUGACUACUUUCCAGUACUAAAAAGUUAGGGCAGGACAUGGUUAGGUAGGGCUGUCCACGGGUCAGUUCAAAUCGGUUUUGGGUCUAAUCCAAACUCGACUCGAUUAGGUCAGGUGACUAAGUUUUGGACCCGUCUUUGACUGAAUAUUCGAGUCGGACCCGAUGUUUCGAGUCAUCAAUUGGGCGGGUCGGAGUUGUCGGUUAGUUGGUUAGGGUUUCGAAUAAUAAAUAUUUGGGUUUAUUUUAUUUUAACAGUUAAUUUCCAUAACAAAAAAAAAAAAAAAAAAAAAUCAAUGAGACAUACAAAAAGAGAGAUGAGAAAUCGAUAUUAUAUACCCAAAUAAAAUUUGGAGUGAGAACUAAGUUGGUGAGAAGGAGACAAGAGUAGCUUGAUGAGGAGAUAAUGGCGACAACUAGGAUUUGGAGGGAGAACUGAGGAUGAUUAAAUUAAAAUUUUAUAAAAGAUUAAAUAUAAAAUGAUCAUUAUUCUUGUAACAGCAAUGCAUUUUAACAUAUUAGAAGAUAGUGCCAUAGAAUGAACUUUGAAGUCAAAUUACAGCGUGUUGUACUUUACAUGGGUCAUCACCUUAGUGUUUUUGAUCCUAGUGGCACUUAUCUUGAUAGAUAGAAGGCUCUUCAACUGCUUACGGAGAUGAAACUGCUUAUGGAGAUGAAAAUUUGGAAAAUAACAUUAGAACAAUGUUUAAAACGGCGGAGCAAGAUAUCCCAAUAAGGAGUUUGGGUUUGAUCAGUGUUCCAGUUCACCUUCGCAAACUGGAUGAGCAAGCCUUCACUCCUCUGCUUAUUUCAAUUGGCCCUAUUCACUGCUCCAAUGCAAAAUUACAAACCAUGAAAAAUUGUAAAGUACGGUUUUGUGAGUGUUUCAUUCAACAAGCUAAUAUAAACUUGCAGAAUUUGGUACACUCAAUAAGAGUGAGGGAAAAAGAAAUUCGCUCUUACUAUGCAGAGACUAUUUUGUCCAGCAUAAGCAGUGAUGAUUUUGUAACAAUGAUCCUGGUGGAUGGGACGUUCAUUCUUGAGUACUUCUUGAGAGAAUCUAACCCAGAUUUAUGGGGGAACAAUCCUAUGAUAGCGGAGUGGAUGCCUCCAGUUUUGAAAUUGGACUUGGUAUUACUUGAAAAUCAGCUUCCCUUUUUUGUUUUAGAGAUGCUGUUCGAGCAAGCAAACUUUCCGGCUCAAUUAAGGUUAAAACCCCAUUCUUUAAAGGAACUCGCUUUUGAAUUCUUUCAAUGUUACAACUUUCAAAAGAUGAUCCCUCGUUUUCUUGGGCAAAUAGAACACUUCACAAAUCUGCUUAGAUUCUUUUAUGUAGGUGACAAAUUUCUGUUUAGAAGACCUGGAGGGGCUAAACUUUCAUACUCUGCAACCCAACUACAUGAGGCAGGAGUCAAGUUUAAGGGAGUCGAGUUUGAUGAGAAGAAGGGAUUUUAUAGAGGGGAUAGACGCUUUCUUGACAUAUGUUUCGAUUUUAAGAAUGGGGUGUUGGAAAUGCCAUGCAUUAAGUUAAAUGAUGAGAAAAUACGUCUUAUUCGAAACAUUAUUGCAUUAGAGCAAUCCCAUUAUGUAGGGGACACAUAUGUUACAGAUUUCUUUGUCAUCUUGGAUUUCCUUAUCAAUACUUCCAAAGAUGUAGAUGUACUUUGUGAUAAGGGAAAUCUUGUUAAUUACCUUGGUGACAGCAACGUAGCAGCAUCAGUUGUCAACAAUCUUAACACUAAUAUCUUAUGGGAUUAUAUGAACUCUGAUUACUUGAAAAUAUGUGAAGAUUUGAAUGCAUUCUAUAAGAAACCUUGGCAUAGAUGGAGGGCAACGUUGUGGCGUCAAUAUUUUAGCACUCCUUGGAGAGCUGCUUCUACCUGUGCUGCUAUUAUCUUUCUGCCACUCACGGCCAUACAAACUGCAUGCUCUCUAAAGUCCACUAAGUGGUGAUAGAUAUGCAACAAUUCUGCUAAUCACUUUAGCCUUUGUUAUAUGUUAAUUAUCUUUUGUUUUCAGUUGUUACCCUUUUGAAUAAGGGUUUAUCCUUAUCAUUAAGAUUUUUGAGUGUGUUAGUGUUAGAUUUGGAUCAGAUAAAUAUAGUGCUUAUGAUCUAUAUCCGUUUAAUUAUCCUUUGAGUGCUGUAAUUCUAUUUAAGACUGCAUGUUUUUCAAUAAUAAUUUUAUCUGAAAAUUUAUCAAAACCUUUAAUUGUUACUUGGGA